Molecule: messenger RNA, 622 nt
Organism: Funneliformis geosporum
Lineage: Eukaryota; Fungi; Glomeromycota; Glomeromycetes; Glomerales; Glomeraceae
Source: the annotation of a GenBank genome assembly
AUGGGAUUAAAAGAAAUUCACGAUAGGGGAUUUAUUCAUAAGGAUUUUCAUUCAGGCAAUAUAUUAUGUGGUAGUAAAUAUUACAUCUCGGAUUUAGGUUUAUGCAAACCCGUUGAUGAGAAGGUUAGCGACAAUAAUCUUUAUGGAGUUUUACCUUACGUAGCUCCCGAGGUUUUAAGGGGCAAGACGUAUACCAAAGCCGCUGAUAUUUAUUCAUUUGGAAUGAUUUUAUAUGAAAUCAUUACAGAAUUACCACCAUUUAAUGAUAUGCCUUAUAAUGAAGUUCUUGCUAUGAAAAUUUGUCAAGGACUUCGACCCAAAUUUAUUGAUAUUAAGCUACCGCCUUUCAUCAGUCAAUUAAUUGACCGAUGCUUAGACGCAGAUCCGUUAAAACGACCUACAGCCGAUGAAUUAAAUGACCUUUUUGAAACAUGUGACCCAUUCAAUAUUGAAUAUCGUAAACAAUGUGAAGAAGCAGAAGAAUAUAAUAGAUCUCUUCAUAAAUCACGUUCAACUGAAGCACACCCACAAGCAUAUUACACGAGCAGACUAUUAAAUAUGGAGGAUCUUCCUGAACCACAAAAUUCUAAAAAAAUAAACGAUCAAUUUUAUAAUGUUUCGG